Cryptomeria japonica (Japanese cedar) is the source of this 2805-nucleotide messenger RNA. Its product is annotated as protein ALTERED PHOSPHATE STARVATION RESPONSE 1. The transcript is spliced from 4 exons. The record is from RefSeq and is a predicted model, not a curated record. Bases 420 to 2540 code for a protein of 706 amino acids. Lineage: Eukaryota; Viridiplantae; Streptophyta; Pinopsida; Cupressales; Cupressaceae.
CGGCUCGCUCGUACCCGAAAAAAAUGGUAUUUUAAAGACUGGAAAACGACGGCGCGGUCUUCGAACCGUAAAAGCCUAUGACUCUGCUUCUGCUUCGCUGGAGACGGAUUCUGAUUCACUGUUUAUAACACGAAGGAUUUUAGAGCAGCUGGGCGAUUUGUUUUCUUGAUCUCAGAGGGCAGAGAAAAGCCAAGUGCCCGCCAUUAUUUCCAUGGCGGAACGAACGAGUAGAGCAUGUUACUGUUUUAUAACUCGUUGUUCAGUCUCUGUUCUGCCAGGUUCAGCGUGAAAUGUGGUUACGGUACAUUCUUUUUGAUUUAGAAUGUCGUUUUAUGAAGCGUGGUCUGGUUUCUGUAGAAUGGAGAAAUAGUUAAGUCCAAAGUUUGGAUUAUUUUUUUUCUUCUGUGGGAAGAAGCAAGAUGGGUUGUGCAACUUCCAGAGUGAAGAAUGAGGAAAUAGUGGCGAGAUGUAAAGCGCGCAGGAGGUAUAUGAAAGAGGCGGUGAGUUCAAGACACCAGUUUGCGGCUGCUCAUGGGUGUUAUUUGCAGGCUCUGAGAAAUACUGGAGCGGCGCUGAGACAAUUCGCUGAGGGAGAGGCCAUAGAUAUUGGCGGCGCCGCCACUCGCCAGCAAUCUCUCCACCAUUACGCCGCCUCUACUGCUAACAGUUAUUCUACUCAGACGUGCCUUACUCUGCCCUCGCCGCCGCCUCCGCCGCCCGAAAUGAGUCCCUAUCGAGCAACUCCUAGUUAUGCAACAACUCCGCCGCCACCUCCGCCCGAUGAGUCCCCCUAUGCUGGCGGCGCCGUCACUUCGCCCCACCACUGGAGCACCUCGUCUCAGCAUUCCAACGCUGCCCCGCCGCCUCCACCGCCGCCUCCUCUACAAGCCUCGGCUUGGGACUUUUGGGAUCCCUUUCUUCCUGUCUCACCAAGGCGAUCCAUUGCCAUGGAAGAGCAGCAGAGGAAGCAGACGGAAUGGGCGGCGGCGGCGGCAGCGGCGGCGGCGGAUCAGGCGCAGCACCAUGCUCAGCAGAAUGUGAAAGUGCAGGAAUGGGAGGACACCACCACCAUUACUACUCUUACUACUGCUACUGAGAUGGAAUAUGAACGUGAAAGAGGGCAUUAUCAUGGGGUUCAUGAAAAUGCUAUUGAUAACACUUCCAUGGUGAGCAGCUGGUAUACUAAGGAUGACUCUGAUAUGGCCAUGGUUGUGUCCAGGAUGAUGCCUAAGGAUAUUGCAGCGGUUGUGAGAGAUCUGGAUGAGUAUUUUCUCAAGGCUUCUACUGCUGGUAAAGAGGUUUCGGGCCUGCUGGAGACUAGCAAGGCCCAUUUUCAGACCAGCAUUGGCGAACCCACAAAGAACUUUGAGCAUCCUACAAAACUAUUCAGUGCGCUAAAUUGGAGCUGGCCUUCUAAAUCACCACAUGUGGCGAGGAGAGACAGUGUUGAUUUGAAUAAUGAUGAUUGUGGUAGACAAGGGAGCCAUUGUUCUACGCUGGAAAGACUCUAUGCAUGGGAGAAAAAGCUGUAUGAGGAAGUCAGGCUAGGUGAAUCUACAAAAAUAGAACAUGAUAAGAAAGUGGCAUUGUUGAGGAAGCUGGAAAUAAAGGGGGAAGAUGAAUUAAAGAUUGAGAAGACUAAAGCAGAUGUAAAGCGUUUGCAAUCUCAGAUAAUGGUUGCAUUCCAAGCUGUAGAUACAACUUCUGCAGCAAUCCUGAAACUAAGAGAAAACGAACUGUAUCCCCAACUUGUGGAGCUAUCUAAAGGGUUGAUGCAUAUGUGGAGGACUAUGUAUGAAUGUCAUCAGGUCCAAGAUCACAUUGUCCAACAGGUAAAGCAUUUGGACAACCCUGCAAGCACGGAACCCACAAGUGAUUAUCAUCGUCAUGCAACUAUUCAAUUGGAAGCACAGGUGACUGCAUGGUAUGACAGCUUUUGUAGGUUGGUAAAGAGCCACAGAGAUUAUAUGCGUGCUAUUAAUGGAUGGCUAAGGCUCAGUCUCAACCAGUUCAAGAAUGAAUUUGAAGGGAUAAUGGAAAAUCACCAGCUUUUAUAUGCUUUAUGUGAAGAGUGGCAGCUGGCUUUAGAGAGGUUGCCAGAUCAAUCAGUUUAUGGGGGCAUAAGAAGUUUUAUGACAGUUGUCCAUGGCAUAGUAGUACAGCAAGAAGAAGAGUUAAAGCAAGGGAAAAAAUCAGAGAGCCUUUCAAAAGAGCUAGAGAAGAAAUUGAUAUCACUGCGCAAUCUGGAGAGCAAAUACUAUAAUCCAUAUGGUACACCAGAUGGGAGAGGGACGGAUUCUUUGGUACUUAAAAAGGCAAAAAUAGAGGCUUUGAAAAGGAGAGUUGAAGAGGAAAAGUCCAAGCAUUUGAAGUCCAUCAGAGUUAGCAGGGAGAUGACCUUGAAUAAUCUGCAGACAGGCCUUCCAAGUGUAUUUCAAGCCAUGACUGGUUUCUCUAGUGUUUGCAUGCAGGCCUUUGAAACUGUUUACAAUCAGGCCAAGAAUUUUAACCCUAAUCCCUGCAUCAAAAGGCUGACUUAGUUGAUUCAUGAUAGGAGAAGCAAACCGUUCAGCAGUUUCCUGUCAAGAAACUACUGAAUUUUUGAUCGAUAGAGGUAAUAGGUAAUUUUGGUCUGCUUUUUUAUGAGUAGGAUGUCUUAAAUAUGUUAGAGAAACAUGAAAGCAUACUAAUGGGCUUGUACAUAGUGCUUGUUGUUUAGGCCUUAAAAACAUGUGCAGUUAGUAUUCUUGGUGAUAUAAUAGGCGUGUUUCUUUUCCCACAUCAAUUUCAUCGUUUCAAGGUUCA